UGUCGUCGGCAGUCACAACAUCAUAUUGAUACAGUACUACUUGAAAUGCACGUGUUCAUUCUCAAAUAUUGUAAAUAAGUAUUUCAUCAUGUUAUCGACAUCUCAAGUUCUAAAUCUUCCCGUCAAAGACAACAAAUUUAUCGUUGUGGAUGAAGAUGUUAAUGCAGCAUAUGCAGAUUAUUUAAUCAUAGCAUGGUUACAGCAAAUGAAAAAAAACAAUGACCAGCGAUCUGUACAAAUAUUAUUGUUUUCUAAGCCAAGUCAAACUCUGCAAAAAAUCUUUGAAAGUUCUCAAAUAAAAAAUUAUCAUGUGAUAGAUUUCUUCAAAUUGACUGAAGAAAAAGAUAUAUACCAAUCGUGUGUUAAUACUGUAGCACAGAAUUUAAAUUCAAUUUUUGUGAUUAAUUGUUUAAGUACAUUAGCAUUACAAAUAGGUACGGCCAAGGCAUGCCAAUUUGUAGAAAAAUUAUCUCAGAAUCAAAAAUUGACUGUAUUUUGUAUCUACAAGAGAGAUAUAAAACAAAAUAUUCCAAGGAUAGAGUCAUUAGGAAGUGUAUAUAUUAAGCUUAAAAAAUCAAAAAAAGUUACUGUGCAUUCAAAAAUUAACUAUGAAGUUAGUGUUGUCAAUAAAAAACUAGGUGGAAGUGUUGUUCAAUGGAAUGAAUCAAUUCAGCAAAGUGUUUUAGAUUUUACUUUUACAUCUACAAUAAUACCAAAUACUAGUGUUAAAGCAGAAAAGUAUACUCCACCAACAGUGUCAACUAAAUCUUUAACUACAUUCAAAAUCGAAAUGAGUGAACAAGAAAUGAAACAAAGAGACAGUGUGCCACUGCCAUACACUUUGAUGAAUAAAGUUGGUGGAGAUAUUAUCUAUAUUCCAGAUGAUAAUGAUGAUUAUGAUGAAGAAGAUCCUGAUGAAGAUUUAGAUUUUUGAUAAUUGAAAAAGAAUUCAGAGUUUUCUGUCUUGUAUUUAUUGUGAGUUAAUAAAAAUAUAAUUGUCACUAGAUAA
This is a messenger RNA of Trichogramma pretiosum, 1009 nucleotides long. It is a transcript of the gene Elp5, whose product is annotated as elongator complex protein 5. The transcript is spliced from 2 exons. Gene Ontology annotation, molecular function: tRNA binding. The record is from RefSeq and is a predicted model, not a curated record. NCBI's taxonomy places the organism in Eukaryota, Metazoa, Arthropoda, Insecta, Hymenoptera, Trichogrammatidae. Bases 89 to 934 code for a protein of 281 amino acids. Gene Ontology annotation, cellular component: cytosol; elongator holoenzyme complex; nucleus. Gene Ontology annotation, biological process: tRNA wobble uridine modification.